AUGUUCGUCAAGUCGCCUGCAGUCUUGCUGUCGCUGGCCGCCGUCAUCGGCAGCACCGCGGCCAAGCCAUGCAACAAGCCGCCGACCACGCACGGCAGCGGGGAGCAUGCCUACUCGACGCAGCCGGCCACCUACGACACCUAUGUGGCGACCAGCUUCUCAAUGUCGUCCGUGGCGACGUACCCGGUCAGCACGGCGUCUUCGUACAUGGUGUCGACUACGUCUCCGUGUGAGACGAGCUCGUCGGUCUCCUCGUCAGUCUCCAGCUCGAGCAGCGUUUCCACAGACUCGGUUUCCUCGUCGAGCAGCACCGGAAGUUCAACCUUGAGCUCUGUCGACCCCUCAACCACCGAGAGCUCCACCAGCUCGGAGACCACCUCCUCGACCACUUCAUCUUCGACAACCUCGUCCUCCAGCUCCACGACCUCGUCGGACACGAUCCCGACCCCUACGCCACCGGCCUGUGCCCUCGAAGGCGACCGAUGCAUCCUCCUCUGGGACCGCCUGGCCGACGUCCUCGACCCUAUCGCCAACGACCCGUGCUGCGACGGCCUCACCUGCCAGGGCGGCAUCUGCGCAGUGCCCGAGCCCGAGCCCGUCUGCGUGCCUGACGGCAACAUCUGCGUCGUCGGCGCCCUGGCCUGCUGCAACACCGCCUUCACCUGCAACGGCGGCCAGUGCCAGGCUCCGCCACCGCCGACCUGCUCGCCGCGGUUUGGCAUGUGCACCACCAACGGCGACUGCUGCGACGACGACGAGUGCAAUGCGGGGGUGUGCCUGGAGCCUCCGGUGAUCCAGCCGCCUGUCUGCAUCGCGGUCGGGAACUCCUGCAUCGGCCCCUUCACCGGCGACACCUGCUGCGGCACCGACACGUUCUGCGACAGCACCGGGACGGGGACGUGCCGCGUGCGCGGGCCGGGCGACGCCGAGCCCAUCUGCAUCGCGGACGGCGGCAUGUGCCUGCCCUUCUCGACGGGGCUGUGCUGCAACCCGGACUCUGUGUGCAGCAACAACAUCUGCCAGGCCGACGAUGCCGGCGACCCUUGCGUCGGCGAUGGCCGCGCCUGCAAUGCCGACGACACCUGCUGCGUGCCGGGCCAGACCUGCCAGGCCGACGGGCUCUGCGGCGUGCCCCAGGCGCCCAACACGGGCAGUACUCCUUGCGUUGGUGAAGCUGACUGUGUGCUCUCUGGCGGCGGCAGAUUCUGCAUCGACGGUAUCUGCCAGGGGUGAGCCGAGCAUCGUGGCUGCUGGCAGACGGGGCGGACCCAGUGUCUAUUAGAUUGUAUGGCCCAGAUGGAGAGCGGUGGAGCUUGGUGUGUGCGCUGUCCAUGUGACAGCUUGCGAUGGAGAGGAUGGAGAGCGGGGACGAGGUCAUUGGUUUGUUUCUUGGGCCGAUGUAUUGUCGCUGGUCCACGUUGUGAAUCGCAUGCUCUGGAUGCGUGCUGUUGGGAA
Molecule: messenger RNA, 1455 nt
Organism: Microdochium trichocladiopsis
Lineage: Eukaryota; Fungi; Ascomycota; Sordariomycetes; Xylariales; Microdochiaceae
Exons: 6
Coding region: 1-1233 (410 amino acids)
Source: RefSeq, a predicted model, not a curated record